AGCCUCUCCCUGCUUUACUUUGCUCCAUCUAAUCCGCUGCGAGCAGAUCGCAAUGGAAGCAGCGGCUGCCGGCGCCGGCGGGCUGGAGGUGGUGGUGUUCCGGUGGCUGGCGUUCGGCCACAUGAUCCCCUUCCUGGAGCUCUCCAAGCGCCUCGCGGCCAGGGGCCACGCCGUGGCCUUCGUGUCCACGCCCUGGAAUCUCGCCAGGCUCCCGCCCGUGCCGGCCGGCCUGUCCUCCCGCCUCCGGUUCGUGCCGCUGCCGCUACCGGCCGUGGAGGGGCUGCCGGAGGGCGCCGAGGCCACAUCUGACCUGCCGCCCGACAAGGUCGGGCUCCUCAAGCAGGCCAUGGACGGCCUCGCCGACCCACUCGCGGCAUUCCUCGCCGCCGGAAGGAGGCCCGACUGGAUCAUCCACGACUUCUGCCACCACUGGGUACUGCCCAUCGCCGGCCAGCUCAAGGUGGCAUCCGCGACGUUCCUCAUCUUCCAGGCCGCCUUCUUGGUCUUCGUGGGGCCGCGGUGGGCAAACCCCGCACACCCGCGCACGGAGCCGGAGCACUUCCCCGAGCCACCCAGGAUCCAUAAUAUAUACACGACGUGCCUCUUUGUCGAUGACGUACAUGAUGUAUCGGCCGAUGGAUGCAUAGGAAAGAUAAAUCUACAAGUGGAGCUAUUAGAAACAACAAUAAACCAUGAUAACAAUGUACAAAAUACUUUACUUAUCUUGUUGCACGAUGAGAUGUCGUUGUCCAUUCCAGGCCGGCUAUCAAAUAAUGUUGCCAAUGUUUGGAUAGUUUCCUUCUCGCAAAACUUCUGACCUCGUGUUGACUCUAACAUCAUGUACUAAGUAAAAAAAGAAA
Aegilops tauschii subsp. strangulata is the source of this 860-nucleotide messenger RNA. Its product is annotated as putative UDP-rhamnose:rhamnosyltransferase 1. The record is from RefSeq and is a predicted model, not a curated record. NCBI's taxonomy places the organism in Eukaryota, Viridiplantae, Streptophyta, Magnoliopsida, Poales, Poaceae. Gene Ontology annotation, molecular function: UDP-glucosyltransferase activity.